AUGGUGUCAGGUGUAAUUCACCCAGUGGAGAAUGUGACUCUUGUUCGUCAAAGCACCUUCACUGAAGGAGGGAAAAUAAAAGCUGAUGUGAAAAAAGAGAUUGCAGACAUUGAUAUGGAGGAGAACGUAGGCAAAGAUGAUAACUAUAAGGUAGAGAUUCCAGCCAAGACAAAUCUUGCCUAUCAUGUAGUGGAACUGAAGAUUCGACCUGAUGGCAGCAUUGGUGUGUGCCUGAUUGACGAAGACAAAGGUGGAUUUGACAUACCUGACUCACUUCCUGUAAAAGAGAAGGACAAAUCUUUGUUUUACCCUCCAGAAGAAGUUGCCAUGGUGAAAGAUAAGCGAGAAGUUCAGGAAGCUUUUGCAGAAUGCCUCAACUUCCCUAUUCUUAUGGAACGACUUGUCCAUAUUUUGCAUGUUAUCCAUUCUCAUGAAGAAGAGAAAGAACCUUGGGAUGACAAAUUUUGGAGAUUUGUGGGAGAUGAUGGAUUCCAAGCCACUCACAGGUUUCUCAAACUCAUAAAUGUUAAUUUUGAGUAUGGUGAAGCUAUUGAAGCCUGUAACGUGGACAAGGACAUGUUGGGAUGCGUCUUGUACUACUUGGAAUUAAUGUCUUUCAUGUCUGACGAAGAAAUUAAUGCCAUCAAGUACUGUGCUUUCAGACCUCAUUUGGUUCCUUGUUUUCUGAAAGUGUUCAGAGACACUUUGACUCAAAAGCCAAUUGAGAAGAACUCAAUGAUGCCGCUUCUGGAAUAUGACCAGGCUCUGGACUUCCUCUAUUGUCUUGGCUAUGACCUCAGCAAUGUUGAGAAAACAGACACCGUGCUUCCUCCCAAAGAAAGCUUUAAGGCUGUUGAAGCUGCAGGCAAAAUCCUCUAUGGUUUGUUCAUUCUGCCAGUUCAAUGA
Messenger RNA from Acanthosepion pharaonis, 906 nucleotides. Lineage: Eukaryota; Metazoa; Mollusca; Cephalopoda; Sepiida; Sepiidae. The record is from the annotation of a GenBank genome assembly.